Molecule: messenger RNA, 2484 nt
Organism: Hemibagrus wyckioides
Lineage: Eukaryota; Metazoa; Chordata; Actinopteri; Siluriformes; Bagridae
Exons: 3
Coding region: 360-1016 (218 amino acids)
Source: RefSeq, a predicted model, not a curated record
UCUUCUGGUCAGGCUUGACAGAGGAGACAGGACUCGACUCCUAUCUGAAAGUCAAAUAGGCGCCAUAGAAGAGCUGACACACCAGGACCGUCCCUCUUGCAAGCAAAACACACACACACACACACACACGCCCGCGCGCGCAGACGCCCAAAGCUGCCCUUGUGUCAACAAAAUCUACUGCCAUGCUCGUUAGAUCCAGGAGAAGCCUCUGGACUACUUCAUGUCUCUUUUUUUCUACUUAGGAGACUACAGUUGUGGGAAAUAAAUGAAUACUGGAGUUAUCUGUGAAAAUACGGCACCUCCGGCAAACACUUGCCACACCUUCAGCCCUCUAACAGCCCUGCUAUCCAGCUGUCCAGAUGGGGUGCAGAUGCUGUAGCAUGAUAAAAAGUUACAUCCAUGACCCUACAGACCCUGUGGAAAUCAAUGGUAUGAAGCAGGAUCCUUCCACUAAUUCCUUAGUUUCUUCCUACCAAUGUCACGGUGAGGCACCUGAUGGGAAAAAACAAGGCUUCCACAACUUGGGCUACACCAGCAACAGCAACCUCAGCAAAUCCGACAUUGAAAACAAUCACAUAAACCAGGCUAGAUCGAACCUACCCCAGUCAGCAGGGGGCAACUCUAGUCUCUAUAUUUUACAGCCAGACGGAGGCACCUCUCCGACCGUUCCUAGUGCUCCACCCUUAUGCGCUAUUACACCAUUAGGUACAGAAUCUGGGAAACAAACAGAAAGGUUCCGAGAUUCGGGUCUGGGAAACGGGUCUGAUGGUUAUUUGUGCAGAACAGACCAGGAAGAGGAAGGAAGAUAUGGAGCAAGGGACACGGCAGACGAGGAGAGCGUCAUAUCAGUGGACAUCCAUACUAGCAGCACCAGCCUCUCCUCAGCAGACACCAAGCUCAUGAAAGCAGGGUCGAAAGAAAAAGACAUAGAGGACACCGUGAGCGUCACAGACUCUAUGGUGGCGGAAGCACUCGCCGCCUUGGAGGCAGCCACUGCAGGGGAGGAGUAUGAGUAAGAACUGGAGCUCACCACCUGUCAUGGCACUAGGACCUGACAUGAAUAAAUACCAUAUAUGGCCAAAAAAAAGAUAUUUUUCCUUAUAUACGUUUCAUUCACAAAAUCUUCAUGAAGGAUAUUUUUAAAAUGAAGUUUUUAACAGACUCCUAUAUGUUUACAGGUCAUACUGUAUAUAAACUGAAGAUAAUAUGGAUAUAUUCUGCCAAGCAUUUUGGUAGCAUGGAGUGUAUGGGCUGUUACUUUCUGAACCUUUCUCUGUGCCUUUUUAUAGUCUAUGCAAGUCCAUACUACUGUGAUAAGCAUCCACUUACUAUUUUAGUUGACAAUAUGCAAUAUUCUCCCUCUAAUUUCCUGAUGAUACUAUAAGCCUGAGAGGGCAGAGACACAGCUGUAGCAAGUUACCAUGCAAAUGUCCAGUAGGCUUAUAGAAAUAUAUAUUUAUAGAUAAAAGACACUGGUGUUCUUCCUUCCCAAAAUGUGAAGACCUUUCCAUGGAAACGGGGCUUUGACCAGGCACACCCUCCUUGUAGGGAGAGCUUUAUUCUCAAAAUUUAUGCUGAUAAAUCCAACACUGUACAAAUGUCCUUGUUGUCUUAUUUUGGUCUUAAUCGAUCAGUUCUAAUCCACCUGAUGUAAAUCAUACGUUCACAACUUUUUAGGCUUGAUUACUGACAUCUUGAUUCCACUAAUGUGUAAAGAAAGUUUCUGUUGACUUGAAGUGAGCAUCUGACUGACAUUCACCGUGAGUACUAGUUAGCACUGCCUCGCUAGUUACUUCACUAGCUUUUACAAUACCACUGAGAGGACCUGCGCUUCUAAAUUGGAGAGUGGAUUCAAGUUGGAAAAACAAUAACACGGUUUCCGCAUCCCCCAAGUGAAGGGAAGUGUGUGAAGUUAUAUGCCGAAAAAUGAAACCUACAUUUCAUUUAUUAUAGAGAAAACUGCUGUGGCUUUAUUUACGCAGUUGAAAAAGCUUGGGCCAAUGACAGUAGUUGACCUAAAAUUAAAAAACAAACAAACAAACAAAAAACCUCAGUUGUGAAACCAUGGUUAACUCAAUGAGGCUCGAGACUUCAUUUGGUGUCUGGAUGUGAGGAAGGACUUUGCAUUUCCACCGAACUAUGAAGAAAAAGCACACUAAAACACUUAGCUCAAGCUAGCAUGUAAAUAUGAUCUUGCGAUAUCAGCCAUAUUAGUUUCUCAAAUGCUACUUUUGUAAGCUUUAUGAAGGUUAAACUUUCAGCAGUAAAGGAUUCUGAAAGUGUGGAAAACUGUAGCCAAAAAAACAUUAUCUGUUGCAUAAUGUAUAUAUGUAAAUGCAGUCACUGUUUCUUUAUGAUAUUUAUUGUCUUUCAUGAUGAGAUCAAUACAGAUGUGUAUUUUUUUGUCAUUUUCAAAUCUGAUCCACUUAUUUAAUUUAACAAGAGACAAAAGAAAAAAAAAAAAAACAAUAAAGCACAAUGCCU